This is a messenger RNA of Carassius carassius (crucian carp), 1147 nucleotides long. Its product is annotated as protein C19orf12 homolog. The record is from RefSeq and is a predicted model, not a curated record. Bases 214 to 642 code for a protein of 142 amino acids. NCBI's taxonomy places the organism in Eukaryota, Metazoa, Chordata, Actinopteri, Cypriniformes, Cyprinidae. The transcript is spliced from 2 exons.
UUGUCAAAAGCAGACGUAGGCUGUGCAUAUUUACAUAUUUUAUGUAACCUAACUUAGUCUCAUAACUUGUUUAGCUUAGUUUGCUUUUAAGUUUGUUCAUAGUUUAUUAAAGAGUGUCCGAUUGUGUGCGGUGUUCAAUCUUACAUCUGAGAGUAGUCAGCAGCUCGUUUGUUUCCUGUUCCACCUCCUCAGGCAGUGUUUGAACACGAUACAAUGAUUCGUCAAGUAGACGAUGUGAUGGCGCUCUGCUGUAAGCUCUCCGAGAGCAGGCAGAUUAAAGCGGCUGUGCGAAACUCAGCCAAAGGAGCUGCUGCUGCUGCUGGAGGGGCUUUUGUUGGGGGGCUGCUCGGAGGUCCACCCGGUUUAUUUCUUGGUAGUUCUUUGGGAGGUGCCGUGGGAUGGUGGAUGACCAGUGGCACAUUCCGUCCUCUUCACCAGAUCAUAAUGGAGAUGCCUCCUCAACAGAAGAGGAAACUGUACUCUGAGGUCAUGGCAGUACUGGGCAAACUGGAUUGGGUUGAUCUGGCUCAGCUCAUUUUUCUGGUGAUGGGUAACUCCUCUCUACAGAUGCGAGUACUUACUACUUUAAUCUCUUUUGCCACAAAAGAGCUCGGAGCCAAAGUGGAGUAUGUACAAAAAUAGUGUUAAAGUCACUAAAGCCAAGUCUAGGCAAAGUUUAAAUGUCUGAAGAGCUUGUUUAAUUCCGUGUUUUUUUUCUUUCUUUAUCAUAAAGAUACCUGUAGGUGUUAUGGUCGACUCCUUUUCCUAUAUUUCUAUUUUAAUCCAGUUUACCAGAGCCACAGAGUUUCACUGUAAACCUCAACAUUUUUUAAAUAUUUAGAUGCUUAAAAUACUUUUCAAGUGAGUAAAUCUGAGUAAUUAAGCAAUAAUCUUUUUUAAAACACGUAAAAUCAAGACCACCUCAUGAGCCAUUUCAGUACAGUUAAAGGGAUAUUACAUAAAACAAAAACAAAAAAAAGAAAAUUUAUUCAUUUGAAUUUCCAUUAUAUGGACCAAAUAAUAUACAGUUACAAUAAUAUAACAGUAUGUUCUACAAAAGUAAGACUGACAUACAAGUUUGGAACAACAUGAGGGUGAGUAAAUUAUGAUUUUAUCAACUUUGGUUAAUAAUAAAUCUAAUUAGUUA